Molecule: messenger RNA, 773 nt
Organism: Zingiber officinale
Lineage: Eukaryota; Viridiplantae; Streptophyta; Magnoliopsida; Zingiberales; Zingiberaceae
Product: ubiquitin-conjugating enzyme E2-17 kDa-like
Exons: 5
Coding region: 151-597 (148 amino acids)
Biological process (GO): protein polyubiquitination
Cellular component (GO): nucleus
Molecular function (GO): ubiquitin conjugating enzyme activity
Source: RefSeq, a predicted model, not a curated record
CUGAUUCACAGCCACAAUUGCCAACGUUUUGCCUCGUAGCACGUGCCUUUAUACCUAUAAAUAUCGAACGCUGCCUCGCUCUUCCUCCAAGAGGAGGAACGCUCGCGAUUGAGGCGAAGGGAGCCUAGCGAGAGUUCUGGUUCGCUGCUCAUGGCUUCCAAGAGGCUACAGAAGGAGUUAAAGGACUUGGAGAAGGACCCGCCCCUGUCAUGCAGUGCAGGUCCUGUUGGUGAGGACAUGUCCCAUUGGCAAGCCACCAUUAUGGGGUCUGCUGAUAGCCCAUUUGCAGGCGGUGUAUUUUUAUUUAAUAUUCGCUUUCCACCAGAUUAUCCCUUCAGGCCACCAAAGAUGUCUUUUCUAACAAAAGUCUAUCACCCAAAUAUUAACAGCAAUGGCAGCAUCUGCCUUGACAUUCUGAAGGAGCAAUGGAGUCCUGCUUUGACAAUAUCUAAGGUGUUGUUAUCGAUGUGCUCACUCCUCACUGAUCCCAACCCUGAUGAUCCUUUGGUUCCUGAGAUCGCUCAAAUUUACAAGAAUGAUCGAGUCAAGUACGAGACCACUGCCAGGUCAUGGACUCAGAAACAUGCCAUGGGCUAAAUAUUGGUGUGAAGUAAACCAAUCACUUAAGCUUUUAUUUCAUGAAGUAGGGUUGACUAUAUAAAAUCGCUUAUGUCAUUGAAAUUUCCUUGUUAUAUUAUCUACAUUUAAAUAAAGUUUAUCAUAUUCUAUCAUGGUUAAUUAAGUUUUCUUUGAUAUUUUUCUUUUUUGAUUAA